Gaeumannomyces tritici R3-111a-1 is the source of this 1595-nucleotide messenger RNA. RefSeq names its product ribosomal RNA assembly protein KRR1. Bases 326 to 1288 code for a protein of 320 amino acids. The transcript has a single exon. NCBI's taxonomy places the organism in Eukaryota, Fungi, Ascomycota, Sordariomycetes, Magnaporthales, Magnaporthaceae. Gene Ontology annotation, molecular function: RNA binding. Gene Ontology annotation, cellular component: nucleolus; small-subunit processome. The record is from RefSeq and is a predicted model, not a curated record.
CACAGAACAUGCAACCAGCUGGGUUCAAAAACAUGGAGUGCAUCAUACAUUCUGAAUGGAGUAUAUAAGGUGGACACUCUCCGACCCGAACAUUCGCUCUUUCCUGGGAAGUCGAUAACAACCACGGUGAUUCAGGCGUCGGCAGGCUGUCCACAGGUAAGUGGGGCAUUUGUACCAUGGGCCCACCGCAGUAUGUGGGGGGCAGCUGAGCGGCGAAAGGCAGAAAAAAAAAAGCGGUGAUGACGCCCUGAUGAUUUAGCAGCUCCCGCGUGCGGCGCCUCUGUCAGCACAACAAGAAAAGCCGAGACCUGCGACCACAGCGACAAUGCCUUCAACGUACAAAAAAGAUAAGCCGUGGGAUACGGAUGACAUCGACAAGUGGAAGGUUGAUCCCUUCACGCCCGCCGACAAUACCGGUGGCACGUUCGCCGAAGAGUCUUCCUUUGUUACUCUCUUCCCUAAAUAUCGGGAAGUCUACCUGAGGCAGUGCUGGCCACUGGUCACCAAGGCCCUCGAGCGCCAUGGCAUCGCGACGACGCUCGACUUGGUCGAAGGCUCGAUGACAGUCAAAACGACGAGAAAAACGUUCGACCCCGCUUCCAUCCUCAACGCCCGCGAUCUCAUCAAGCUCCUGGCCAGGAGUGUCCCAGCGCCGCAAGCAAUCAAGAUCUUGGAGGACGGAGUCGCCUGCGAUAUCGUCAAGAUCCGAAACCUCGUCGGCAACAAAGAGCGUUUCGUCAAGCGCAGACAAAGGAUACUGGGACCCAACGGGAGCACGCUCAAGGCGCUAGAGCUGCUCACGUCUACCUACAUCCUUGUCCAUGGAAACACCGUCUCUGUCAUGGGGCCGUUUAAGGGACUGAAGGAGGUGCGCAGGGUGGUGGAGGACUGCAUGGCCAACAUACACCCCAUCUACCUCAUAAAGGAACUGAUGGUCAAACGAGAGUUGGCCAAGGAUCCCGCCCUGGCAAACGAGUCUUGGGACAGGUUCCUGCCCAACUUCAAGAAGAGGAGUCUGAGCCACCGGAGGGUACCGCACAAGGUCACAGACAAGUCCAAGAAGACAUACACGGCCUUUCCCCCGGCGCCGGAGAAGAGCAAAGUCGACCUCCAGAUCGAGAGCGGAGAGUAUUUUCUCGGCAAAGAGGCCAAGCAACGGGCGGCUGAGGCAGAGAGGCAAGAGAAGGCUAAGGAGAGGAAGGAGGAGCGGAAGCGAGAACGCGAGAAGGAUUUCGUGCCUCCGGAGGAACCUGGGGCCAAGCCCAAGAAGAGGAAGACGAAGGCUUGAGGGUGGGGGUGAACGACCAGGCAAACACACCAUCAUCAGCUGGGAGGGGACAGCCGCGAGCGUUGUCAUUCAUCGCGAAUCUCAAUGGCGUGUGGUAGGCGACAACCAACCAGUCCACGGACCCCUCGACUCCCAUCCCUCCGAGCGAGAGCAACACCAGACUUUUAAUCAGUAACAAGAUAGGGGAAUAUACCCAUGAUAGCACGCUGCAAUAGCCCAGCGAGACGUCUAUUGUUUGUUCGUACCGGAGAUACGUCUUAUUACCUCUCUUUGCUGGUUGAAAUGCAGCUCGGCGUGGCAAUAGCGG